CGCCGCCGCCGCGGACUGAGGGGGAGACACUCGGGGGGGAGCCAAUGACGUCGGGAGUUUUCCCGAAAGUCAAUAACUAGCCCGGCGGAGGCGAGAGCGGGGGCCUCGGGGCGGGCGGGCGAGCCACAGCGAGGAGCCGCCGCCGCCGCCCUCCUGAGCCCGUGGAUGCUGCGGCCGCGCUGCCCGGCCGGGCGCCUCCCUCUAUAGCGGGGACGCUCGCUCCAUGUAGCCGCCGCCGCCGCCGCCGCGCGCUGGGGCCGGAGCUGCUUCCCUCCCCCCCGCGGAGACACCGGCCACCGCCAGGGACCGAGCCCGGCGGGGGGACCGGGCAGGGGGGGGCGGGGAUCCCCCUCCCGAAGCCGCCGCGUCGUAGGCUGACUCCUCAGUAGAGAUUGGGAAGGGCAGCAGAAGAGAAGCCAAACGUUCAAGCUGAUAACUCAAGAGAACUUUUCUCUGAAUUGAGGGCUCAGAGUGGAGCCAUCAUGAGCGAUGUUACCAUUGUGAAAGAAGGCUGGGUUCAGAAGAGGGGAGAAUAUAUCAAAAAUUGGCGGCCAAGAUACUUCCUGUUGAAGACAGAUGGUUCUUUCAUAGGGUAUAAGGAGAAGCCUCAAGAUGUGGAUCUACCAUAUCCCCUCAACAACUUUUCAGUGGCAAAAUGCCAGCUAAUGAAAACAGAGCGACCAAAGCCAAAUACAUUUAUUAUUAGAUGUCUUCAGUGGACAACUGUCAUAGAGAGGACAUUUCAUGUAGACACUCCCGAAGAACGGGAAGAAUGGACAGAAGCUAUCCAAGCUGUAGCAGACAGGCUUCAGAGGCAAGAAGAGGAGAGAAUGAACUGUAGUCCAACAUCACAGAUAGACAAUAUAGGAGAGGAGGAGAUGGAUGCUUCCACAACCCAUCAUAAAAGAAAGACAAUGAAUGAUUUUGACUAUUUAAAACUGCUGGGGAAAGGCACUUUUGGCAAAGUUAUUUUGGUCCGAGAGAAAGCAAGUGGAAAAUAUUACGCGAUGAAGAUUUUGAAAAAAGAAGUUAUUAUUGCAAAGGAUGAAGUGGCUCACACUCUUACAGAAAGCAGAGUAUUAAAAAACACUAGACACCCUUUUUUAACGUCUUUGAAAUAUUCCUUCCAGACAAAGGAUCGUUUGUGUUUUGUGAUGGAGUAUGUUAAUGGGGGAGAGCUGUUUUUCCAUUUGUCGAGAGAGCGGGUGUUCUCUGAGGACCGCACACGCUUCUAUGGUGCAGAAAUUGUCUCUGCUUUGGACUAUCUGCAUUCUGGGAAGAUUGUGUACCGUGAUCUCAAGUUAGAAAAUCUAAUGUUGGAUAAAGAUGGCCACAUAAAAAUUACAGAUUUUGGACUUUGCAAAGAAGGAAUCACAGAUGCAGCUACUAUGAAAACAUUCUGUGGUACACCAGAAUACCUAGCUCCUGAGGUAUUAGAAGACAAUGACUAUGGUCGUGCAGUGGACUGGUGGGGCCUGGGAGUUGUCAUGUAUGAAAUGAUGUGUGGGAGAUUACCAUUCUACAACCAGGAUCAUGAGAAACUGUUUGAACUAAUACUUAUGGAGGACAUAAAAUUCCCUCGAACUCUCUCGUCAGAUGCAAAGUCAUUGCUUUCGGGUCUCUUGAUAAAAGAUCCAAAUAAACGCCUUGGUGGAGGCCCAGAUGAUGCAAAAGAAAUUAUGCGGCAUAGUUUCUUUGUUGGAGUAAACUGGCAAGAUGUAUACGAUAAAAAGCUUGUACCGCCUUUUAAACCUCAAGUGACAUCUGAGACAGACACCAGAUAUUUUGAUGAAGAAUUUACAGCUCAGACGAUUACAAUAACUCCACCUGAAAAAUAUGAUGAGGAUGGUAUGGACUGCAUGGACAACGAGAGGCGGCCACAUUUCCCUCAGUUUUCCUACUCUGCAAGCGGACGAGAAUAACUUUUUUUUUGUUUGUUCUUCUGCUUCACUGUCAUCUUAGGUUUAUCACUGAAAACAAUUCCUGAACAUCACCACCAGUACUAGCUAUUAAGAUUGCAGGGGCACUUUCAGAGGUCAUUCAAAAUUGAAAAGUUCCCUCCCUCUCCAACGGGCCUUUUUGUUUUUUGCAUGAAAUUUUGUAUCAGUCUGUCUCCUCCUGUUGCUGCUCCUCCUGUCUCAGUAUAAUAGCAACGUCAAGAAGUAAUUUUGAAAUCUUUUGAAAUAAGAUGACUUAAAUCCUUCAUUGUAUACAGUGGGGGCUCAAAGAAACAUGUGGGUUCCCGAUGCAUUUUCUCAUUUCUUCUAGAAGACAAAUCAGAAUUGUAAUUAGUCUAAAAAAGAUGAGUUUAUAAUGUUUUCUUGCAUCUGUUUGUGCUGGUCAGAACAAGAAAGGUAGGGGUGGUGAUGUAAAUAUGCAAGGUUUUUGUUAGGCAUAUCAUUACUUGAAGCAGGUCUAUGUCAUUAACAUCUGGCUGGAAUGUGUUUGGGAACCAUUUUAAUUACUGUUGGAUUCUACAGAAGAAGCAGAAGGGCUGGGCUCACCCAGCCUGCCACUUAGACUUCCAGAUUCACGUGCAAUCAUGGAGAAUUAAGCAUUCUACAUGCAAGAAACGAAGGCAUAAAAGCAGCAUUUGAAGUUGUUUAAAGGUCUUAUAAUUUGCACCAGAUAACAUCUUUCUCAUGCUUUUCUCUGUCUUUCUUGAUAUACAUCACCUCUGAUGGCUGAAGAAUGUAGACAGGCAUAAUGGUAUUGCUUUUCACCAAAAUUUGUGCACCAAGGUAAACAGGUGUUUGCCAUAUUUGUUUUUAUUUUGAGUUUGUGAAUUAGCUUUCCUCCAGGUGUUUAACUCUGAAUGAAUGAAUGAAUGAAUAUAUAUAUAUAUAUAUAUAUAUAUAUACACACACACACACACACACUGCGGUAGUAUUUAUUUUUAGUGAUAAGGAUUGUAUGCUUCAGGUUUGCAAAUGCUGCUACAUCUUAGAACAGGCUUAUAGCAGUUUGUUUUGUAAUAUAUGGAAGGACUGUACAAGCUGAAGAGAAUAACGCACUUUUUCUCCCAUGUGGAAAUUUUAAUAAGGCUCUGAAAUUGUACAUAUUACUUAGAAUUGGGCUUUUGUGGAUGAAAUACUGUCAUAAUUCUUUGGUGCUGUAGAUGAGGACAUUCCAACUCCAUGUGCCAAGAGGUCAAAAAUGCUAUGUCUGUGCUCCACUAAAGUUUAAAGUAAUAUAAAAGCCUGGCAGCACAACAGAAAUUUUUGGUUUUAUAUGGAGAAAAUGCAUUCAAACAAUUGAGACCCCAAUGAUUACAAGAAAAGCACUUUAUUGUAAUUCUACAAACAGUAGACUGAUGGUAACAUUUGACCUGAACCAAGUAGGUAAUGAAACCCAGCAUGUGAAGUAUGACAAUAACUGACUGACUGAAUUUAAACUAUCAUGGUAAACACCACACUGAAAGGAAAAUGUUGUCUUUCCAUUUCUGAAGAUCUGUAUUUAACAGGAUGUGUGCACAAAUCUUAUCUUUGUUCUUCAUUAAAGAUCAUUUGAAUAAUAAACCUUUUGGUGCUAGGAGUUGGGAUAUUCCAAAGUUGCCAGGAAGUGCAGUAAGGGUGAGUAUGUGCCCUUGCUAAUGACAUCAGAAAAUCCUGGGAUUAUUAUUGAAGUACCUUGUUAGCUCCCAUGUAGAAUGUGAUAUCUCAGUAUUAUUGAUAGCAUUGUAUCACUUAGUAAAUGACUUUUGAAAGAAGAAAUGUUCAUAUGCAGAUGCCUUAUCCUCUUGACGUUUAAAGUUGAGAUAUCUUAGCAUGAAGAUCACUGCUGGCAGUGGAUGUGCUGAGGUGGUCAAGGGGUAGAUGGGCAUUUUAGCAAGGCAGCUAAGACAGACUCAUUCAGAUAAUUUUUCAUGUUUCUACCUAAGCAAAGUUUUAUCUUUAAUAAUCGACAGAUAAGAGGUGUAUCUUUGUGUAUGCUCUAACCACAUAUGAUCUCAUCCUUUCACCUUGUAACACUACUCAUCUUUAGAGAAUGGCACUUCAGAGGGAAAGGCGCACAGUCAAUACAUCAUAGGUCUAUUCUACACUGAAAUAGUGAUGAUUUAAAUGAACUAAAUAGUAAAUAGAACAUUGACCAUUUCUCUAGAAAUGCCUCAUAGAUACAAACUAAAACUGUGUUGUUUAAAAAUCUCCAGUAUAUGCCUCCAUUUUUCCUUUUUUUCCAGUUUGUGUUAGCAAUAAAUACCUUGUGCAUUUCCUUAAGUUUAAUGAGAAGCCAGUGUUGUGCUUCGGGCUGAUGGUUCCUCAUGUGUAGGACAGGCCCUGUGGUUAGAUCAUUAUUGCUUAUGUAGUUUGCCGUAAAUAUCAAUUGUUUGAAAACUUUAAGACUUCACGCUGAAUUGCAUAACCUGUCUCCACAACUACCUUUUAUCAAGUUUAUUACAGACACAGUUAAUAUUAACUGAAUGCUGCCUGGAGUUUGGGAAUUCCUGACUUCUGCUACCAAUGUUCGAAAUAGACAAAAGAGAAAUCUCAAAGCUGUGCUGAGAGAGAUGGCUGAAACAUCUCUCUUCUGCUUGUCCUCAGCUGUAGUUUGGAUUUGGACAGCAGUCAGUAGCUGGUAUCUUGAGCCUUCCAAUCAUAGUACAUUUCAGACUUUGACUCCAGCUUGUACUGACUUCCAUGACAUACAGUAUGCCCUCUUAUACUGCAGCCAUCUUUGAGGAAAUGUGUCAUUUCUGUUUGGAUUUUGGCAGUUUUGCACAGAGCUUUGCUUUCCACACUAAUCCAAUACAUUCCUGUUGCUAAAGGAACAUUUAUUCCAGUAUUGUUUUACAUUUUUCUUUUGACAUGUCAUGUCAUCUUUAUUUGUGGCUUCUUAAAGCUGACUGUUCUUGCAGGGGCCAUGUGCUUCUCCUAGAGUACAAAAGUAAGGGCCUUCCUUACUAACUGCAGGGUCUAUGUUACACCUCAAUGUACACACUUUGCUGCUACUGUUUGUACUGUCUACAGUAGAAUUUCCUUAUCUUGCUCCUGGUAGUGCAUUACAGGCAAGCAUGAAAUGUAAAGUAUUUAUUUAAAUAAAAAAACCCUCUAAAUUGGUAAUUGAAUUACCUCCCUGUAGCUUUAGAGUUUGACAUUUCUUGAUCUUGCUAGUUCUUUCAUUAGAUACUUGCAAGAUCUAGUCAUGUGGUUAAGGAUAUUAAGCAGACAACUAUGAAACCAAGAAACUGUAUAACUGUUGGUCAUACUUAAACUGUUUAUUUCCUUAAGUAUAUGACCCACAAGGAUGUGAAAUAACUACAAGAAACUGUUUUUGUACACUGUACAUCCUUAGUAUUUUUACACGUAUAUGAUAGGGAUGCACAUUAUUUUCCUUCGUACAGACAGCUUAAAUAAAGCACUAUGUCAAUCUGCUACUUCUGUGUUUAUUAAUGCUGCUUUUCUUCUGAAGUUUUGUAAAUACGUAUGUUGAAGUUUGCUGCAAAUGAAGUACUUUUUAUAUUGGAUAUUAAAUAUAUGUAGGAUAAAAUUCCUAGCUUGUGCCGUAUACGGUGGUGAAAAUCUGCUUGCUUUAGUUUUUCAUUGUAUUGCAAAUCACAUAUGAUAUCUCAAGUGUGUGAGUUAGUUUAAACAUUACUGAUCAUGACAUCUAGUACUUUUUUUUUUUUUUUUUAAAUUUCAGGAAGAUCAUCCAGUUUUGAAAUCCGAAUGGCCCUCACCUAGUUUCUUUUUAUAAAAUAUGUACAUCAUGAUUUCCUUUUCUUAUCAUGCAUGUAAUCUGAUGGCCAAUGUACCUCGCUGUGCAGUCUCAUUGAUAAAUAUACAACCUUUAAUUUGACAUCUUUCAAAUACAAUUUGAUAUCCAGUUUCUGUCACUUAAAGUCAACAUCUACUCCUGAAAAAAGCACCAAGCUUCUUAUGACUGAGCUAAAUGUAGCAAUAGUUUUACUAGUUGUAUUUAAAUAACAUGUAUGUUACUCUAAAGGCUUUGAAUUAGCUUGGAUUCCUUUAGUCACCUAAUGAUUACAUAGGCCUUUCUUUUUACUGAAGCAUAGAUCACUACAGGGUAUACUUUAAAGAAGUUUCAGGCUGUGAUCAGGUUCGUACAGGAUGCUACCACCACGUGGGUUGAGGUGGAUUUCACCUACCUUACUUCUGUAGUUCUCUUGAAUAUAGACUGUUGUUCCAGCUUUAUGCAGGUGAUGUGAAUUUAACCUUUAGAGAGUGAUGCACCAUGCAAGUGUUUGUUCUGUAAGUACUUAUUUAUUAAGGUAUGUUAGCAUUUUAAUCACCUAGGAAAGAAUUUAUCUGGUCCGUGAAAGCUAAUUUUUUAAAGCUUUGAUUUGAGUGCUAACCAAGAGCUCAUGCAAAUUACUUCAUAUUAUAAAACACUUAGCAUUAGAUGAGAACUUAGCCUUGUACAAGAUUUCUUCAGUUAUUUAAAGGAAAAAAUUUCCAGUUAGCUACAUAUCUUGAAAACUUCCUUCCCCUUAUUACUAAAGGUGACCAGCAUAUAUAAGGUGUUAUAUGCCAAAAGAUAACUGCACAGCUUCCCCUCAAAUUCAAAAUGACACACACACAAAAAUCAAGGUAAGUUUAUUGGUAUUUACAUAUGUAACAAGACACACCUGCUGGAAUAAGUUACAAAAUACAUUUAAAAUAUUUUCUUAAAAAUUACACAAACUAAAUGUUAAAUGCAUCCUGUGCACCUGCAAUUUUAACUUGAUCUUGAGCCUAACCACUUCACAGGAAGAACUUGGGAAAACUCGCAUGCUGGAAGUCUUAUUUCAAACUUUGGAAAGGUGUUCGCAUUCAAAAAGGUUUAAUGAUUUAAAUGCUAUGUGUGAAACAGCUAAAGUAAAUCAACUGAACUGAACCAGCAAGAGUUUUUUCACUUGAAACAUUGCUUUGGGUCAGCUUCAACCAAGUCAGCAUUCAGACUGGUACACAGGGUAACUGAAAGAUAAAAAAAAAUAUGGGAUUAUAAAUAA
Messenger RNA from Dermochelys coriacea (leatherback sea turtle), 6949 nucleotides. RefSeq names its product AKT serine/threonine kinase 3 (gene AKT3). Gene Ontology annotation, biological process: protein phosphorylation. Lineage: Eukaryota; Metazoa; Chordata; Testudines; Dermochelyidae. The transcript is spliced from 14 exons. The coding region runs from base 483 to 1922 and encodes 479 amino acids. Gene Ontology annotation, molecular function: protein serine/threonine kinase activity; ATP binding. The record is from RefSeq and is a predicted model, not a curated record.